Molecule: messenger RNA, 1083 nt
Organism: Rhizophagus irregularis DAOM 181602=DAOM 197198
Lineage: Eukaryota; Fungi; Glomeromycota; Glomeromycetes; Glomerales; Glomeraceae
Cellular component (GO): eukaryotic 43S preinitiation complex; cytoplasm; eukaryotic translation initiation factor 3 complex
Molecular function (GO): metallopeptidase activity; translation initiation factor activity; protein binding
Source: RefSeq, a predicted model, not a curated record
AUGACUUCUUCAGGAACUCCCUCUACCACUAAAGAAACUCUUUCUAACGUGAACGUAACCGCAGCAUUAGAUGUCGAAGGAAAUGUUCCAUUAAAGAGUGUUCAAAUUGACGGUUUGGUAGUUCUUAAGAUUAUCAAGCAUUGUCGCGAGUUUUUUCCAAAUCCAGUAACUGGACAACUUCUAGGCCUUGAUGUUAAUGGUGUCUUGGAAGUAACCAAUUGUUUCCCAUUUCCUGGAUCUAAAGCUGACGACGAAAAUGAACUCGUAGAUGGUGCUAGAUAUCAAGUUGACAUGAUGCGUUGUCUUCGCGAAGUAAAUGUCGAUAAUAAUACAGUUGGAUGGUAUCAAUCGACAUACUUGGGUUCUUUUGUAACACACAAGUUAAUUGAAACCCAAUAUAAUUACCAACAAACUUUUAAUAAUAAAAGUGUUGUAAUCGUGCACGAUGUCUCUCGCUCAACCCAUGGUAACCUUUCAUUACGUGCAUUCAGAUUUUCACAAGCAUUCAUGGAAGCACAAAAGGAGAGCAAAUUUACCACAGAAUCUCUAAUAAAAAACAAACUAACAUUUUCGAAUAUUUUUGAAGAACUUCCAAUUACUGUUAAAAAUUCACAUUUAAUGACAGCGCUUCUUCAUUCCUUGGAUGAUUAUGAACAUAUUAUACCAAAAACAACUUUAGAUAAGGAAACUGUGGUCAGCCCAUUAAGUCCAAAUUUUGAUACAUUAGAAUUAAGCCUUGAUCCAUAUAUCGAAAAAAAUUUAGAAUUUUUGUUAGAGGCUGUUGAAGAACAUACACAAGAACAAAACACAUAUACAUUUUGGCAACGAAAUGUUGGUAGAGAACAAGCGAAAAUGCAGAGUGCUCUACAAAAGAGAAAACAAGAAAACUCAUCACGACAGGCUUCUGGACUAGAACCUCUUCCAGAGGAUGAUAUCCUUAAAAUGUAUAAACUUCCUGCUGAACCCUCAAGACUUGAUUCUUUAUUAAUUACAGCACAAAUUAAUAAUUAUUGCAAGCAACUAAACCAAUAUUCUGGACCAACUCUUGGAAAAUUUUUUAUGGCAGGAGAAUUGCAAAAAUAA